GACGGAUCGAGUAUAAAAGAAAGAAAAGGUUAGGGAGAUAAUAUCUUGCUCAUUAGUUGCCGACAUACGUAGUAUUAUACUCCGUACGUAUAUGGAAACCCCACGUCUGUUAGCGAGCGCGAACGACGUGAAUGGUGGCGAUCCAUUAGCUCCGUCUCCAUCAAAUUUCACACGCGUCUGCAACCUCUCGGCGGCUGCAACGGCCUCAGCUUCCGUUCUUCUUCUCCUCUCCAUAGCUAUAAUGAUCUCUUCCCUCAAAGGACCUCGUGAUGACGAAGCAGUGAUCCCGAUCAUCGGAGCUGUCGGGCCGGAGAGCUUUGCGUUCGAUUCCAACGGUGACGGUCCUUACACAGGCGUCUCUGAUGGCCGGAUUAUCAAAUGGCAGCGCAACCAGAGCCGCUGGAUUGAUUUCGCCGUCACGUCCCCGGAGAGAGCUAGUUGUGAAGGUAAAGAAGCGGGAGAUCAUACUAGGAGAGAACAUUUAUGUGGCCGCCCAUUGGGCCUCCGUUUUAGUCCAAAGAGUGGAGACCUUUUUAUCGCAGAUGCUUAUAUGGGUUUACUUGUUGUAAAGCCGAAAGGGGGUUCAUCAACUCAGGUGGCAAAACAGGCUCAAGGAGCUCAACGUGGGUUUACCAACUCCCUGGAUAUUGAUCACAAAAGUGGAGUCAUUUACUUUACCGACAGCACUGCAAAAUACCAACGAAGGAAUUACAUUUCUGCAAUAUUUAGUGGUGACAACACAGGGCGACUGUUGAAAUAUGAUCCAGAAACUAAACAAAUCUCUGUCAUGCUCGAUAAUCUUAGAUUCCCCAAUGGUGUGGCACUAAGCAAAGAAGGUGACUUCAUUCUUGUUGCAGAAACCACGACAUGCAAAAUAGUGAAGUUGUGGCUCAAACCUCCAAAAGUUGGGGAUGUGGAAACCAUCUUGGAGCUCCCGGGAUUCCCAGAUAACAUUAAAAGGAAUGAGAAAGGCGAGUUUUGGGUUGGGAUUCAUUCAAGGAGAAGAAAAUUCAUGAAAUGGGCUUUGUCUACAAAUUCUUGGAUUAGAAAUGCUUUGAUCAUCAAUCUCCCGUUUGAUAUUACAAAGGUGUAUACAUAUUUGGGUUGUGUUAGUGGAAAUGGUUUUGGAGUGAGGAUAAAUGAAAAUGGGGAUGUGUUGGAGAUUUUGGAGGGCAUGAAUGGAAGAAAUUGGGAGCAUGUGAGUGAAGUUUGCGAAGAAAAUGAAAAUUUAUGGAUAGGAUCAGUGGAUAUGCCGUUUGCAAUUAAAGAGAAGAUAAUGAGAUAAGUGUCAUUUUUAAUAUAAAUGUAGGACUAUAGUUAUAUGUAAAUCAUAUUAUAAGUUUCAUUAUUUAAGUGGUAGGAAAAUAAUGCAUGUUAGCAUAUACGGAGUAUUAAAGAAUUGAUGUGUUUCAUGAUGACCAAAACACUGUAUUAAAAAGACUUUGUAUAUGACAAAUAUAGUUGAUAAACAAAAAUUUGACCAGUUAU
Molecule: messenger RNA, 1488 nt
Organism: Cuscuta europaea
Lineage: Eukaryota; Viridiplantae; Streptophyta; Magnoliopsida; Solanales; Convolvulaceae
Source: the annotation of a GenBank genome assembly